AUGAUAGAAGCCACCAUUGUGCUGAAUGAGCUGAACUGGUCGGACGCAUUGGAGGACGUGUUCAGGAAAAACCGAGAGGAUGACCCGACCCUCCUCUGGCAGGUGUACGGCAGCGCUACUGGCCUGGCUCGCUACUACCCAGCCUCUCCCUGGAUGGAUGCCCGCAAGACCCCCAGUAAGAUUGACCUGUAUGACGUCCGCAGGAGACCAUGGUACAUUCAAGGAGCUGCCUCCCCCAAAGAUAUGCUAAUCCUUGUGGAUGCGAGCGGGAGUGUGUCUGGCUUGACUCUCAAACUGAUCAGGACCUCCGUCAGUGAGAUGCUAGAGACCCUGUCUGAUGACGACUACGUCAAUGUAGUUUAUUUUAACACCAGGGUGAAGACAACGGCGUGUUUCGAACAUCUGGUUCAAGCCAACGUAAGGAACAAGAAGUUGCUGAAGGACGCUGUUAAGAACAUCACAGCUAAAGGAAUAACAAACUACACAAAAGGCUUUGAGUUUGCUUUUGAGCAGCUCUCUACGACGAAUGUGAGCAGAGCAAACUGCAACAAGAUCAUUAUGCUGUUUACUGACGGAGGAGAGGAAAGAGCUUCGGCAAUACUGGAGAAGUACAAUGCUGACAAAAAGGUGAGGAUCUUCACCUUCUCAGUAGGACAACACAACUAUGAUAAAGGACCCAUUCAGUGGAUGGCCUGUUCCAACAAAGGUUACUUUUAUGAAAUUCCUUCGAUUGGAGCCAUCAGAAUAAACACACAGGAGUAUCUGGACGUGCUGGGUAGACCAAUGGUUCUGGCAGACAAGCAGGCCAAACAGGUCCAGUGGACUAAUGUAUACCUUGAUGCUCUGGAGCUGGGACUGGUCAUCACUGGAACUCUACCUGUCUUCAAUAAAACAAAGACCAAAGAUGACAGGAAUGUCGAGCACCAGAAUCAGUUGAUCCUCGGUGUGAUGGGGAUUGACGUGUCUCUGGGUGACAUCAAGAACCUCACACCACGCUUCACAAUUGGUCCAAAUGGAUACUACUUUGCCAUUGAUCCUAAUGGAUAUGUUCUGCUGCACCCCAAUCUCCAGCCAAAGAAUCCUAAAUUCCAGGAACCUGUUACUCUGGACUUCCUAGAUGCUGAGCUGGAGAAUGACAUCAAAGUGGAGAUCAGAAAAAUGAUGAUCGAUGGUGAGACAGGUGAAAGUACCAUUAACACUCUGGUAAAAACUCAAGAUGAGAGGUACAUAGAUCGAGGAGUCCGGACAUACACGUUUGCACCGGUCAAUGGAACAGAUUACAGCCUGGCUCUUGCUCUGCCUAAAUACAGUGAACACUUCAUUCAAGCAAAUCUGGGGGAUGAUACAAACAAAGCUAUGUGUAAGUAUAGCAUACACUCUCAUGAUUCAAAAGUGUUCAAACAAGAGAGUUUUGAUGAGUAUGGAUACACCUACCUUGCUCCGAGGGGAUACUGCAAAGAGCUGAAGUUGUCACUCAACAACACCCAGUUUGUCCUCGACUUCAGCCAGUACAUUGAUAGGAACCCCCCAGAUGCAUGUAAUAUGUCCCUGGUGAAUCGAGUAAUUCUGGAUGCAGGUCUGACAGCUGGACUGGUUAAACUUUGGAACGAGCAGACAGUGGAUGGGAUAGUGGCCAGGUUUGUAGCCACAGAUGGAGGAAUCACAAGAGUCUUCCCAAGAAGUGCUGGAGAAGAUUGGGCUGAGAAUCCGGAGACAUACGAGUCCAGCUUCUACAAAAGGACCCUGGACAAUGAAGUUUAUAUUUUCACAGCUCCAUAUUUCCCAGAGGUGAGGGAGUCUGUUACUGAGUCAGGUAUUCUAGUGAGCAAAUCGGUGGACGUCACGAUUGGUGAAGUCACGCUCAAGCCAGCAGUGGUCGGUGUGAAACUCAAUGUCUCAUUCUGGAUGAACAGUUUCAUAAAUGCUACACUGAAACUGAACUGCAAGGAUGAGAUCUGUGGCUGUCUAAGGAAUGACAAGCAUGUGGACUGUGUAAUCCUGGAUGAUGGAGGAUUUCUUCUGAUAUCAAACCAAGAAGAGUAUAUCACCCUUAUAGGUCAGUUCUUUGGAGAGGUUGAUCCUGUGCUGAUGAUAAACCUGGUCAACACCUCUCUGUACUCCUUCAACAAGACCUAUGACUACCAGUCUGUCUGCGACCCGGAGAAAAGCAGCAAGAUUGCAGCAGGACCCCGCUCCGUCUAUGUGCCUACCAUUGCAGACAUGCUCAGUAUUGGCUGGUGGGCCUCCAGUGCUGCCUGGUCGAUACUUCAGCAGCUCUUCUUUGGUCUCAUGUUCCCUAACCUUCUAGAAGCAGCGGAGUCACCGGAUGACGACAUACCAGAUGCCAUGUUUAAGGAAAGCUGCAUCACAGAGCAGACUCAGUACUUCUUUGACAAUGAGGAAAGAUCCUACUCAGGUGUACUGGACUGUGGAAACUGCUCCAGGAUGUAUCGUGCUGAGAAGCUGCCAAACACCAACCUAGUGUUCCUGAUCACUGAUGCCAAGGCAACAUGUUUGUCCUGUGACCCCAGGCCGCUGCGACAGGCUGAACAACCCUCCGAAGGUCCUGAUCCAUGCGAGCUGGCUCAGAAUCCCAGAUACCGCAAAGGGCCUGACGUAUGUUUCGACAACAAUGAAAAUGAAGAUGAUUCUGAUUGUGGAGGAGGGACCAGCCUGAGCCCAUGUCUUUGGCAAAUGCUUGGACUCCAACUACUGAUGAUGUGGCUCAUCACAGCUUUACAAAACUCAUGACCCCUACACACACACACACAUCAUUAUCUCAUCCCACACAAGGCCAGGAGACACUCCAGUUAUGCCAUGCAGGAUGUAUGCAGAAAAGUUGCAACAAGACAUUAUGCUUUAUGAUGACCGUCUCAUUUUUUCAAUGCCAAAGGGUGCUCAAUUGUUUCCUCCUUGUCAUUUCCAAAAAUAGAGACACAUAUACUGUGCUCAGCUGCAUUCAUUUCCAUUAUAUACUCCAUAAUCCUCUCUUAUGGUGCAAGAGUAAGAGCUAACCAAACCCUUUAAUUCUGCCUCUUUAGUUUCUUUGAUUUAUUUUGCGGAGGUUGAAGAGUCCCACUAUGCCAACUAAAUAUCCUUCAAAGACUGUAUGUUCACUGACAGCGUUGAUUUGUGUCGUUGUCAAUAUUGUUUGUUGCUUAUUUAUUGCGUAUGAAUCAUAAUGCUGUAAUGAUGAUUAUUUUAGGCCACCAGUGCAACUAUAUUCCCUUUUUGUUUAAGUGUUUUGAAAUGUACUGUACUGAUAUAUUUAUGAAGUUGGGAUUUUUUAUACUCAAAAUCAAAUAGCGUUACAUGACUAACUAGGUGUUGUAUUGUAGCAGCAUGUGCUCAGUACAGAGCUAAAGACAACACCAGUCCUCUGACACCAAAGCUCCACACAGUACCAAGGAUCACAGAUACACUAUACCGACUACAGAGAAUCUUAUUAUUAGUAUUCAAGUUAUGACGUUAGAUAGAUAUCUAUACCUCACUGAGAUGAAGUGAGAUCAUGUGAAUCCAAAUAUAUUACAAUUGAAAAUGUGUUUGUCCUUGGUCUGACAGCUUUGGUUGUCUUCAAUUUGAACACAUCAAAUUCCCAGUGCCUACAUAGUAGCUCAAUCAGUGUGUUACUGAAUGAAACAAUGAAUCAGAGUUGUAUUAUCACCAUGUAGGCUUUUAUGCUAAUGCUGCUGCAGUUGAGUAGAAAAUGGUAGCCCUUGGAGUAAAAUGUUGUGGAAUGGGCCACAUCAGCUGCAGUUGUUAUAAUUGAUGUGGCCCGGGCAGCAGCAGAAACAAGCAGGGAUUUUGAUUAAUGAAAGGGAUUUAAUUUUCCUUCUUGUUCAAAACAAACCUAAACCAGACUCGAGCCUCACUUUCCAAAACCUCUCUUUAUUAGGCCUGUUCUGUUCCCUUUCUGGAUCACAUGACUCAGGAGCCACAAUGACUUGUGAAUGAGAUCAGCAUAUCGAAAUGACUGUUUCCUUGUUUCCUUCUCCUUGCUGUUUUCCUCCCUAUGCUUGUUUCCUCUUUGUUUUGCUCUAUAAGUGCUGUGAAGCAGACGCUGAAGGCUCGGUGUUGAAAUGCUGCAAUGUCAUGGGAUGAGCUUGUUCUGUGUUUGAACGCUGUCUUUGCCUAUGAUCAGUAUCAGGGCCUGUUGGAGAGAACUUAGAGAAUACACUACUCCCAGUGGUCAUUUUUACAUUGCCUCACAUUACCAUACAGCAUUAAGAUCAAACUCAAGUUUUCCUUUUUCAUUGUAGCUAUUUAAAAAAUGAAAGUAGAGUUCUCUCCACCUAGCCUUCAUGCUGACCCUGUUGAGUGUUCAGGUUAUGCCGGUCUAUCAAAGUUACGUGUUGACAUGUGUUUUACCCCGGGGAUCCCGUGUCUAUGUGCAGGCAUGUGCGUGUCCCUCCAAUAUCUGAUUGUGCUUUAAUACUGUACAUGAAUUACUCUUUUUGUGGAACUUGACUAGCCUGAAUAACUUUUGUAUACAUUUGUACACUUAUACUAUUUACUGUAAAAAAGAGAAAAUGAAAGUAAAGAAAAAUGU
Messenger RNA from Notothenia coriiceps (black rockcod), 4549 nucleotides. Its product is annotated as voltage-dependent calcium channel subunit alpha-2/delta-1. The coding region runs from base 1 to 2751 and encodes 916 amino acids. NCBI's taxonomy places the organism in Eukaryota, Metazoa, Chordata, Actinopteri, Perciformes, Nototheniidae. The record is from RefSeq and is a predicted model, not a curated record. The transcript has 33 exons. Gene Ontology annotation, cellular component: L-type voltage-gated calcium channel complex. Gene Ontology annotation, molecular function: voltage-gated calcium channel activity.